Messenger RNA from Chelonia mydas (Green sea turtle), 2878 nucleotides. It is a transcript of the gene DCN, whose product is annotated as decorin. Lineage: Eukaryota; Metazoa; Chordata; Testudines; Cheloniidae. The transcript has 8 exons. Gene Ontology annotation, molecular function: protein binding. The record is from RefSeq and is a predicted model, not a curated record. The coding region runs from base 432 to 1505 and encodes 357 amino acids.
UUUUAGGGAAGUUAAGAAAAUAAGUAAGAUGAAUUACAAUCAAGCUUCUGUGUUGUACUGUACAAGCAGUUUGGGAUCCUAAACAGAUGAAAAAGAAAUAAAGCAAAUGAAAAAAAAGGGGGCUGAUAAAGAUUUUGGCUACAAUACAGGAGACAUAUCAUUACCAUAUGAUCUAAUGUGGGUGUCAGCCUGGAUUGUGUUCAUUGAGGGAAACCUUAUUUUUUAACUGUGCUGUGGAAUAGAAGCAGGAGGGUUUUCCACCAAGUGACAGUCACUGAGCAGUAACCUACCCCCUCCUCCUUUCCACACCUGCAAGUCCUUUGCCGGGGCUGAAUAUUUAGUUUAAUUACAUCUCAGCUUUGAGAGCUCCUCUUGCAAAUCCCUGGAUUAAAAAGGUUCACUGGUUCUGUUCUGAGUAGAUGAAGUAAACCAUGAAGGUGGCUGUCUUCUUCCUCCUGCUUCUGCCAGUAUGCUGGGCCAAACCAUUCCACCAAAAAGGCUUGUUUGAGUUUAUGCUAGAAGACGAAGGAUCUGCUGAUCUUCCUCCGACAGACAGUCCUGACAUAUACCUACCCGGAGCAGUAUGUCCAUUCCGCUGUCAGUGCCAUCUUCGGGUUGUUCAGUGUUCAGAUUUAGGCCUGGAGAAAGUGCCAAGGGAUCUUCCCUCAGACACAACCCUGCUCGAUUUACAGAACAACAAAAUCACUGAAAUAAAGGAAGGGGAUUUCAAGAACUUAAAGGAUCUCCAUGCAUUGAUCCUUGUGAACAACAAGAUAAGCAAGAUCAGCCCUGCAGCCUUUGCUCCACUGAAGAAACUGGAGAGACUUUACCUCUCCAAGAAUAACCUGAAGGAACUUCCAGAAAACAUGCCUAAAAGCCUUCAGGAGCUACGUGCCCAUGAGAAUGAGAUCACCAAGCUGAGGAAAGUUGUCUUUAAUGGACUGAAUAGUAUGAUUGUCGUAGAACUGGGCACCAACCCACUCAAGAGCUCAGGGCUUGAAAAUGGAGCCUUUCAAGGGAUGAAGAAGCUCUCCUAUAUCCGUAUUUCAGAUACCAACAUUACUAGUAUCCCUAGAGGCCUUCCUCCAUCCCUUACAGAGCUUCAUCUUGACGGCAACAAGAUCACCAAAAUUGAUUCUGAAAGUCUAGCUGGACUCAUCAACUUGGCUAAAUUGGGUCUCAGUUUCAACAGUAUCAGUGCUGUUGAUAAUGGCUCUCUUGCUAGUAUACCUCAUCUGAAAGAACUUCACUUGGAUAACAAUGAACUAGUCAAAGUGCCUGGUGGGCUGGCUGAACACAAAUACAUCCAGGUAGUCUACCUUCAUAACAAUAAAAUUGCUUCUGUUGGCCCCAGCGACUUUUGCCCUCCUGGAUACAACACCAAAAAGGCUUCCUAUUCAGGUGUGAGUCUUUUCAGCAACCCUGUACAAUACUGGGAAAUCCAGCCAUCUACUUUCCGAUGUGUCUAUGAACGUUCGGCAAUACAGAUUGGAAAUUACAAAUAGAGCCAUAGAGAUGGAGCUCGGUUGUAUUUCAUCUACAAAUACCUGUUGUCAUAAGCCUGUUUAAAAAUUGUUAACAUUUAAAGCCAAAUACUGGAAACUUCACUGAGUGGAUAUCACCCAUUGAUGUAAAAUUACUGAUUCUUUAUAAGUGUAUAAGACAAAACACACCAUCAAAAGAAUUGCCAGCUGUACUCUAUUUAGACUUAUUUCAGCCUUCAUUUUGCCAGAAUGCUUUGUGUGGUAUCUUUCAGUUAGCUGAACACUACAGGUUUUCACAUUCCAUUGUAUAUGAGAUUCGGGGUAAAUAUUUGUCAAAUCUUUUGAUAUUAAAAACAAAUGAUAAUGAUUGAGGGUUGUUGGGUUUUUUUGUUUUUGUUUUUAUAGCCACUCAUGGAAAUUGGUAGAGCAAAAAGGAGAUGAGACUCUAUUUUUUAUUCUUGGGCACAGUUAGCCCCUUUAAACUUAAAUCAAGCCCUGGAGGUUUAAAAAUAUCUGCUAUAACAUGUUUAAAGCCUAUUUCUGAAUGUAUCUAUUUAGCAAAGGCAAUAUAAAUUGUUGCUAAUGUCAUUAUUUUGGUAAAAAAAAUAAAACAAACUCAUAUUGUAUACAUAUUUCCUUUUCUAAGUGUUUACAAAUCUACCUGAGCAAUUCUAGUUAAGGUUAGCAAAUAAAAGUUUUGUUGGCCUAAAAAAAUAAAUAAUUUGCAGUACAAGACAUUUGUCAUAUAUUCCUGUUCUUCACUACUUUUGGAUCAUGAUGACUACCAUUAUCUGGGGCAAAUCCAGCACACCUUAAUCACAUGAGCAGUCUCAUUGUCUUCACUGGGCCUACUUGUGAGAGUGAGGUAAUUCUGAUUUAGCCGUCUAUAUUAAUCCACUUAUAGAUAUAAAAUCUAAAAACUUCAACAUUCUUCACUGAUUCUGUAUUGUACACUAGUUGACUCUCUUCACUGUUUUCAGUUUUUAAUUAUUUUUUUAAAAAAAGUCAAGUAGAGAUAUGCAGCCUGCCUAUCUGAAGAAAUGGAGGUAUUCGUGGGUCUUGGAAUAUCAGCUGACUCAUACUUCUGGGAACAAGAUUAAAUCACUGGCCAGAACUGGGACAUCAUUCUUGGAAAUCUCUUCUUCUUCUAAGAGUGGUUUGAAAGCAAUCCAUGUAUUUGGGUUCUACAGUUGGUAUGAGAGGGUAACAGGCAUGGCAAAGGAAGGCUGCACAUUUCUACUUCCGUUGUCUACAAAGUUCUUUUUAUACUCAUUCCAGUUGUCAUGUUAAAAGAACCUUCCGAGGCCACUUAAUUCUCCAAGUCAAUCUUUUCAAUUUGUAAAACUUGUAUGGCUUUUAUAUUAAAGAAUGCUGUAAUACAGGCAAACUCCCAA